Molecule: messenger RNA, 2064 nt
Organism: Vitrella brassicaformis
Lineage: Eukaryota; Vitrellaceae
Source: the annotation of a GenBank genome assembly
AUCCCAUCAGCAGAACAGAACUGUGUGGUUCAUUCCGUCCGUCCAUAAAACACGGUCUUCACUCACAGACAUGGACAGGCAGUCAAGGAAAGGCACACAGGGAACGGCCAAUCUUCGUUUCCUACUCAUACAUGCAGUCAGUCGGGGAAAGCACACAUUGCAACGCGACGACACCACGCCAGCAGAGUAGAGAGGAAAAACCCGUUGCUUGCCUCGCUGUGCGUCACUCGUCUCUCUCUUCCCCCAGCUCUAAAACGCCGAUGGACAGUCUGUACACUCCCGGCCGAGACCCGCAAACACGCGAUUAUCUAUCUACCUAUCUAUUUAUCUAUCUAUUCAAUCACCCAUUCAAUCACAUUACUCGUCCUCGCCCCGCCACACCUUGCCCCCCAGGUGAUCCCCCAGCGCUCUCAUUACGGUGGUGCGCGUCUGCUCGUGAGGGGCAUACUGAGGGGCAUACACGGUGGUGUAGAUUGAGACAUAGCGGAACUUCCCCGAACCAGCCUCCUCCCCCAGCCGAAUGAUCGCCAUCUGCCUCUCGCCCAUCGCCUCACUGUCACACACCACCAGCCGAUCGUGGUGUCCAUCCCCGCCCUUCUUCUUGUCGAACACGGCCGCCCCCGCCCCCCACUGUGCCGCACUGCUGGGAGAGGCCGCCAGCAGAUCACACACACGCCGGGAUGCAGCAGAGGCAGGACUGCCAGACACCCAGAAUCUGAUCCGAUGGAUGUGGCCGCCGUCGGUCAGCCAGUCGAACAGUCCGUGGGCCACCAUGGAUGUGUAAGUGCGGUAUGUCCAUUGGUUCAUCUCUGCGGGCGGGUCGGCGGGGUCGAAUGCGUCAGGAGGGAAGAGGUGACUGGCACAGGUGAGGACGGUGGGGAGACAGUAGUUCAUGCCGCCGUAGUGGCAGAGAAUCUUGUCGCCAUCCAUCAGGGAUCCCUGUUGAGUUCUGUGAUUAACCUUGAGCCCCCAGCUGAGUAUCUUCCACUGGCGGAUCGCCUCUGUCGCGGUGAGAAAGGCCGCGCGGCUGGCGAAGACGCCGAAGUUGCCAUUUCCCAACACCAGCGGCCUCUUGUCCCUCACCAAAUACAGCAUCUCCAGCACAAGCUUCCAUCUGCCCCACUUGCCGCCCCUCUCCAUCAUCCACAGCCAGCGGCUGAGCUGUUCGAUCAUCAGUGCUCUGAUGGCCAGUGUGACGGCCACCCCCUGGGCGAGCUGGGGGGUGGGCACCUCCACAAACACACCGAGGCCGAGUGACGCCACCACAAUGGGGAGCAGGCGUGUGAGGAUGGGCAGGAGGAUGUCAGGCGUGAGCGAGAUGGGACGCACAGGGGAGAUGGGCGGCUGCCGGUUGGUGUCGAUAAGACGGAAGUAGGCCAGCUGGGAGUAGCUCCUCACAUGUUGGGCGAUCCUCACCAUCAGCGUCGCGACGCCCAAUACGUCUCGGAGGUUGGCGCCCUGCUGCUGCUGGUGGUGGUUGACCAACGAUGCAUUGGUGGCACCUACAGCACACGCACACACACAUUUGGACAGCUGUGUGUCUGCAUGUCAGUGUCUUUCGCUUGCAGUUGAGAUGUUGGUUACCAUUGGCGGCAGACGCAGCUGACGAGGACGGCUGGUGAGUAGAGCCAGGGCUACCAACAGCAGCAGUACCCGACAUCCGUUCACCUGCACAGAUCAACACCAGCGUCAUAUUAGUGAAUGCAUGUUUGUGGAUGGCGCCUCAUCGAUCUGUGUCCCUCCGAGUGGCCCUCUGUCCUUUGCCGUACCCUAGUGCGUCAGGAAGCUACGAAGCAAUGCUCUCGUCCUCUCUGGCCGUGUGUGUUGCUCGACAGCACCAACGCGCCAGAACGUCCCGCAAAUCUGCCACCAACACGCAGAGAUCACACGGGCUGUCGCCACUCAUGGCCUCGUCCCGUUCUGGCCCUCUCUCUCACCUCAGUUGGCCAGAUCAGCGGGACUCAGACAGAUUGGCGGCAGCAUCUGUGCGGAUCGAUGUCAUCACGACCGCUCUUUGGGCAUCUCCCGGACCCUCCGCACAGUGCUGUUGUCACUAAAAGCCAC